AUGAACCAGACCUUUGGUGUAACGGUCAUAGUGGUGACCCACUAUCCUGGCGUUGCCCACCAUACCAACCGGGUAGUCCACAUUCGCGAUGGCCGGAUCAGUUCCGAGAGCUUCAUGCAAACAACCUUUCGACGGGCUGAUGAUUUAGUGCAGCAGGAAUACCUGGUAGUGGACCGGGUAGGCCGCCUGCAACUUCCACCGGACUACGUCGAACAGAUGCGAAGGAACGGCUUGGCUGGCCUGGCAUCGGCAGAUUUCGCGGACGGACAGGUAACUAUACGUCCCGCUGGCAGGCCGGACGCAGGCCCAACACCGGUUCAAGCGCAGCUCGAAACCGAGCCCCAGGUAGAUUUGCUGGGCGAUAUAAAGGCCGAAUCGCCCCCAGAGAUUAUGCAGGAACAGACCCAGGUACAGGAACAGGGACUUGCAAAGGAGCCUUUGCAGGACCCGUUGCAGGAACCAAUUCAGGAAACGGUCCAAGAACCAGCGCAGGAACGAGCGCAGGAACCCGAGCCCGACCCCCACGCCCUGUUCCGCAGGCCAUCCAGAGAAGGUGCGGACGACUAG
Molecule: messenger RNA, 567 nt
Organism: Geodia barretti
Lineage: Eukaryota; Metazoa; Porifera; Demospongiae; Tetractinellida; Geodiidae
Source: the annotation of a GenBank genome assembly